Molecule: messenger RNA, 3716 nt
Organism: Galleria mellonella (greater wax moth)
Lineage: Eukaryota; Metazoa; Arthropoda; Insecta; Lepidoptera; Pyralidae
Gene: Slmap
Product: sarcolemmal membrane-associated protein
Exons: 13
Coding region: 448-2820 (790 amino acids)
Molecular function (GO): protein binding
Source: RefSeq, a predicted model, not a curated record
ACAUACCUAUUCAACAAAACAAAUGUCCGAUUCUUGCGCCCAUUUCGUAAGUUCCUCCGAUGAUUAUUUCAAUUAACGCCCUAAAUAUAAUUUAAUCUAAUAUAUUUUGGGCAAUUGUAAAUUGAUAAUUUCGUUUACUCGAAGUCUUAAAUAUUAGAUAUUAGGUUUUGAUAUAUUUCUUCCAAAUUUUGAUAUUUUAUAAUUGUCGAUACGAUACGUAGACGAAAGGAAUCAAGUUUCAUAAAUAAUGGUGUUUGCGUUUGCAUAAGCGUUGGGAUAUCUACAACACAUAAUCGUCUUUAGAAAUAAUAAUGUUUGCCCCUCAAGAUGGCAGUGAAUUGUGUUCACCUUUCACCUACAAGUGAAUAGACUAAUUCGAUCAUCUAUGUGCCGCUCGUUCUUUCUUAUACGAGGUAUGUGCACUGACUCCCGGGGGCAGUGUGUGCGAUGGUGAUAGCAAAGAGUAAGAAGGUCAAACCUCAAAUGAACAACACUAUCAAGAACAUGGAUUAUAACUGGACCCCUGGGCCAGAGCCACCUAAUAACCAAGAUGUGGGGGUACCCAGAGCAAUUUUCAUUCCCCAUUCAAAUUCGUUGCCGUUUGAGGAGAGGCGCGUAACUUUGGAACAGCCAGUGAAGAUCGGCCGGAACGUUUACCGCGCGACUCCAAGCCCAACGAAUACCAUAUUUGAAUGCCGGGUGCUCUCGCGGCAUCACGCUACGCUGUACUAUGAUAAAGGCCACUUUUACCUCGUGGACAAUCAGAGCAGCAACGGCACGUUUAUCAACAAUAACCGGUGCUCCAUAUCCAAAGAGCAAGAGCCCCACGAAGUGUUUUCCGGUGACGUCGUCCAAUUCGGCAUACCUGUUGUUGAGAAUGCGAGCAAUUCAGAAAAGAACACGUUUCCUCCCGUGGUGGCCCUUCUCAAGCUGUACCACCCGGAUGGAAAAGAGGCGAAGCUUUCCUUCAAUCCCACCAUGACCACACCAUUACACCUUAAGGAACUUUAUCAGUUAAACAACUUUGUACAGGAAGCGAUACAACGCGAAGCAUCGCUGGAGAGUCGGUUGCGGACGUUACGCGAGUUCGUAGAGCGGACGCGUGCGGAGGCGCAGGCGUCGUGGGAGCUGUUCGUGGGCGAGCAGAGACUGUUGAUGCGCGUACACACGCUCGAGACCAUGCUCUCGGUCGGCAAGCAGCCAGACGCGCAAAAUGUAGCGCAGCUACUAAGCGAUAAAAGGAACUAUCAGGAAGUGGCGCAGGAGAGCCUUCGCGCGGCGCACGAGCAGCGGCUGGCGCUGGAGGAAUCGCUGGAGCGGCGCAACCGCGAGGCCACCGCGCUGCACCAGCACAACUGCGCGCUGCGGCUCGCCGCCAACAACGCGCUCGCCGAGCUGCAGAAGCUGGCAGCGCGGUGCGAGCGUAAAAUGUGCGCUGCGCGGCUCGCUAUCACUGCCGCGGAGGAGCGCGAGCAGGCCGUCCGCAACCAUUUACCACUCACGUAUUCUGUACAAAACGGCGAAGCGAAAAUGUUGGUGCUCAGUACAGACAGUAACAAGCUACAAGAGGCGCAGUGCGGCGGCUCGCUGGACGAUGCCGUGAGAGCGCUGCCCGAUUACAUUAAGCUACUGUUGCCACAGCAUCUACUAAAUAUGGCUGGAAUAAAGGCGAUAUCAGCGCAAGGGAAGUCCGCCAAAGAGUUCGAAUUGAUAUUAAAGAAAAAUAACAUUUAUAAUAAUUCUGAUUUAAAAGAAACGACAGAUGAGAGUAGCGGCAGUGGUAGCGGCGAGGAAAAAUCAGGGGACCCUGAUUCUGGGGGAGAUGAAGAGAAGCAACCGCUUCUAAAUCACGAGAGUGGCCUUGAAGAUUGUCCAAGUCCAGUUGACGGGGAGUCAGAUAACAACGCAAAUUCCACAUUCAGUGACCCGCUCAACAAGGAUACCUCUGCACACAAAGCGAACGUGGAGUACGCGAACGUGCUGCGCGUGAUGAGCGGGCUGAACGAGGAGAUCAAGGUGCUGCGCGCGCGGCUGGGCGCCGCGCUCGCCGAGAACGAGCAGCUGCGCGGCGUGCGCGACGAGCUGCUGGCCGCGCGCGACCCCGCCGCCGAGCCCGACCACGCCGCCCUCGCGCGCGCCAGCAUACUCGACCUGCAGGCUCAAUUAACGCGCUCGACGGUCGCAGAGGAGGCGAAUCUCGCCGAGAUCCAACGGCUGGCGGCAAACGCAGCCGAAAUGCAGGCGCAACUUGCGUUCCGACCUACACGUGCUGAACUCGACGACCUCACAGCUCUCGUCGACAACUUGCGCGCUGAACUCCUCGCCAAGGACCAACUGCUCGAACGACAACGGGCCGACACCGAGAAACAAACUACAGAUAGAGCGAUUGAGACUACACCCUCUAUUGAAGAUUUAAGAAAGGUCGAUGAAAAAAUCGACGCUAAACAGAUAUCCGCUGAGAUUGAUGAGAUGUUCCGGCUUGAUGAGGAUGACGACGACACUGACUCGGCGUCCACGGAGAUCAACAGGGAUGAGGAGAGCGCGGCGAGCGAGCCUGCGACCGAUUUUGUGCGACUCGACGACGAACAGCGGCUGCAAGUGACGCUGCAGAACGGGUCGCUGCACGCACUUGAAGAGGAGCUGGUCCGCGCGAAGGAGCGGUGGGCGGAGGUGUGCGGCGAACGUGCGCGACUAGCGGAACAACUAGCUCAGUUGCAGUGCAAACCAUCAACUCGCGUGUCCAUGACUCAGCUUGCCGCGGUAUGCGUGCCUAUACUCGCCGCGGUGCUUUACUACCUGCUGCUACCACAAAUCUCCUGAUGGACGGCCACCUGGGAUCCACCGGGAUACGCGUAGCCGCCGUUCUGGACGCGCCACCGGCUCCGAUUCUUUGCUCAUUCACUCGAUUCUUUCCGAGUCGUGACCUCUUCCAAAAUUGAGUGAUUUUGUAAUCUCGGCAGAAUUGACUCGGACCGGCCGCCCCGCUGCCAGUACCUUAACGAUUCGAAUAUUAUAUGCGCGCUUAGUUGUCGGCCGAGGGUUCAGAAGUAUUUAAUUAGUAUAAUUUAGUACCUAUAGUUAGAACGAUAGAUCGAAGUCGUCAUAUUGGAUGCUCUCGGUCCGGUGAUUGUUUUUGGCGACCGGUGCGAGUCGAGGACACGGAAAAUUGUUUGUAUACUUGAUUGAGCUUGUAUCGAAAGUGCCAUUUAUUAUUGGAGGUGGCGGCGCGACGCCGCGGGGUCGGUGAACGUUGUUAUCGUGUGUAUAUAUUCCUAGUAUUGUUUCUGUAAAAAGUGUCAGUAUCAUAUUUGAUAGAUAUAAAUUGAUUGUUGAUAUCUGCCAUAAUACAUAACUGUAAAUUUUAUAUAUUAAGGCCUAACGACUGUCCUAAGUUAUGAUAAUUAUUGUUGUACGAGCUCUAUCGAAAUUCUCAACCGAACGAGUAGGAGACUCAGCCCAAUUCUCUUGUUGAAUAUUUUAGAUAAUUGAUGAUAUUUCAUAGUGUGUUCAUCUGUUUAUAUGACGUUAUGUCGCCGUUCGCGGGCCGCAAGAAAGCUUUCGCAUCGCUUCUGGGACUACACAUAUCAAUUGUACAGAUUUUCAAGUAUGGGCAUUUGUUCGUCGACGAAAUUGUCAGUUUUCCUUCGAAUCAUUUGCAUUUUUCUAGUCUUAUAGAAUCGACGUAGACUUUUUGGACGCCGGUCGAUACCGUGUUC